UAUAUUAUAAUUGUCUACAUAAAAAUGCAUUCGAUAGAGAAUAUCUACGAAUAUCCAUGAAUAUCUAUGAUCCGUGAAUACCUAACAGUCUCUAUGAAUACCUAUGAAUUUCUAUCAAUUUCUAUCACUAUCUAUCAAUACCUAACAAUAUCUUUAACUAUGGAGGCUCCUAACCUGUAAAACACAACCUGCAAAACAGCACCAACUUUUUUGUUUUUCUGAUGAAAUGUUCAACGCGACGAAAUGGAUUAACAAAUAAGUACAACAAGACCUCACAACUUAACUGUGGUAUUUGUUUUUCUGGUUCUCGUGAUACAUUUACUUAGUGAAUUAAUUGGAAAAAAAUGGUUAAGACAGAGUCAACAAACUCGAGCGGUAUCGAAGAUUACUUCCCCAAAUUAUUACCCGAUUUAUUCAAUGUAUACCAACUGGCAGAUAAAGAAACUCAAAUUCUUAAUACGGUUGAACUUCCUAAAGAUUUUUAUGAAGGAGAUGCAUCAUUAAUUAUUUCAUCUUAUCAUGAAUAUCUUAAGAAUCAUAAAUCAAUUAAGUAUACAAGUAUAAUUGAAAAAUUUAAUAAUAAUGAUCCUGAUUAUAUUACUUCUCCUUAUAGACUAUAUCAUGAUAUUAAAAUUAUAUCAGCCAUUAAGAUUAGUAAAUAUUCUUUAGGUACUAAACCAUAUAAUGAUAUUGAUUUCUUUUAUAAAUUCACUACAGAAUUAUUAUUAAGAGAAUUAAGUAAAUAUAAUUUUGAAUUAGAUCAACCAACCGAAUAUCAUAAAUCAGAGUUAGAAUCUCAAUUAAGCGAAGAUUUCUCAAAAAUAUUAACUACUUAUAAUUUAAAUAAUGGUGAAAUAAUUACUUAUAUUUCUAAAACUGAAGAACCAGAACCUCAAUCAACUUUUGCACCUUAUUAUAAUCAAAAUCAAAAUCAACAACCUACAAAGACAACCAUUCAACCAUUAUUUUCAUCUUUAAUUAAUAGAUCUGAAUUAGAUACAAAUGUUCCUGUAGUUCCUGAACAUUAUUCUAUUUCAAAAGUUGUUCCAACUAAUAAAGAUUCAGUUAGAAAUAUUUCAACUUUAGAUGGAUUAUCUGCUGUUAAUACUAAAAUACCUACACCUUUAGAUCUGCAAUCUACUGAAAUUUUAAGUGAUUUCUUUCAUCCAAUAUGGUAUACUUUACCAGUACCAACUUGGCUUAAUUAUACAUCUCAUGUUGCUAAACCACCAAGUCUGUUAACAUCCCAACAUACAUCAUUUAAAGUUCAUGCACCAUCAGCAUCUAAUCAAGCAUCUGGAUCAAAUGAAAACCCCAAAUUAAGUAUCCUUCAAAAUAGAGGACUGAAUUCUGAUAAUACAUCAACUACAGUUACUUAUGUAAGUACUACUGGAGAUAGUUUUAGAAGUUUUGCUCCUCAAGUUGAUCUGAAAGAUACAAUAAUUUCCGAUGAAUUCAAAGGAAAGAUAUGGUUAAGUCAUAUUGGUUAUGAACAAAUACAAUUGAUUAAAGAAAAAUUUUUAAAUUCAAAGAAAGAAGAUGACAUAGAUGAAGAUGAAGAAGAUGAUGAAGAAGAUGAGGAUGACGAAGAUGAAGAACCUGAAGAUCUGGUUGAAGAUAUUGAAGUUGAUGUUGAUGAAGAUGGUGAACAAGUUAAAGUAGUACCAGAAACUAUAGAAGAAGUAGAAAGUGAAAGUGUUCCUAAACAAAUUAAUAUUGCUAAUCUUAUAAAUUGGGAUCCAGAAAGACAAGCAGAAUUUGAUUCUAUUAAAAAGGCUAAAGAAGAUAUAAUAAAGUCUCCCAAGGCCUUACAAAGAAUCAUAUCAACCACUUUAUUAAGAUUGAAUAAGUUAAGACAAGAAAGAUAUUUUUCAAGUGAUAAUAGAAAUGUUUUAGCUCCAAGUAAUGAAGAAAUUAGACUUUAUAAUAAAGCCAUUAAAUUAAUAAGUCUAGGAGUUCAAAUUUAUAAACUUAAACCUCAAGAUUUAACAAGUAAGUUGAGCUUUAGUUCAAAGAUUCCUGUAUUAAUUUCUGAAUAUAAUGGAGUUUUACCAGGAGUUCCUCCUACUAGACUUGGAACUGGAACUAUUAGUAAUGUAAGUAAGAGUUCAUCAUCUAAUAGAUUACCCAAUUUAAGAACUAAUACUUAUAAGAAAAAGAGAUAUUAGUACUUGUGUUAUGUAUUAUAAGAAUUAAAUUAAA
Scheffersomyces amazonensis is the source of this 2202-nucleotide messenger RNA. RefSeq lists its product as uncharacterized. The record is from RefSeq and is a predicted model, not a curated record. The transcript is spliced from 2 exons. NCBI's taxonomy places the organism in Eukaryota, Fungi, Ascomycota, Pichiomycetes, Serinales, Debaryomycetaceae. Bases 345 to 2168 code for a protein of 607 amino acids.